AGGAAAACAAACUGCCGGCAGACUGCAGUUGCCCGUGAUUUAUUGUACUAAUUUAGCUUUUCUACUCGAGGGGAAAAGCUUCUUUUCCGGUGAAACUUUCAUUGAACCUGUUUACAAGUCAAUACACGGAGGGAGAGCGUUUCACAAGAACCAUGCCUGCACGAAUCAUUGUCAUAACGAUAACUGCCUUUGCUUUCAUCGCGGGAUCUUCGCUUGAGGUAUUACGCGCAAACAUAAACAAGUCUGUAUGGUGCCUUCGCGCUUGUGGGUUGGAAAAAGAUAAAACUUUAUCCGAGAGAGUUCAGGUCCUGAAAUCUUUCUCUUGUUACCGGUGUCGUAAAAGGAGCAGGAGAGAUAUCGGUGUCCUUACUGCGAAGACCAGCGCAAAGCGCCGAAAAAGAUCUUUUUCUAUAGAUGAUUGUGGACACACGGCCAGUAACGGAACACUUUUCCCGAAACAACAGUUUACAUCCAGGCCAAAGGUAACCUUUGGACAAUACGAAAAAACAGCUAACUGGUAUGCAAAUGUCUCUUGGGAUCCAGUUAAAGAUCCUGAUGGCGUUUUGAAAGGUUACAAGGUUGAGUUAGAGCUCGGUUCUGAUCCAAGUAUACUUUGCUCUGUGCUGCCAAAGAAUCAAACGUCUCUCAGCAUUAAUAUCUCUCACUAUGGCUAUACUUACCCGGACCUAAUUUAUCUCUUGAUUCUAAGCAUACCCUCCAAAGUAACCGCUUCUGAGAUGGAAAGUUACGACGUAAGAAUAGCAACAUCAACACAAACAACAAUAGCAAAAACAACAGCUUCUAAAGAACCAACAAGAGAGACGACAAAGAAAGGUACUAACAAAACCAUCCAGUACGUGUCCAUUUUCGUUGGUUUGGCGGUUGGUAUCCUUUUGGUAAUAGUUGCUGUUGUCGUACUUAGAAAGAUCUUUUUGUGGCGCAAGAUGAGAGAUCAACCGGAAUCUGAUGAAGAUGUGACAAAAAUUAUAUCUGAUGACGAAGGUUUGGAUUGAGUGUAGGCUGCCAGGAGCUCGUCAUUUGUAUAUUCGCAUUCGUUAAAGAGACUUUGAGGCU
This is a messenger RNA of Pocillopora verrucosa, 1074 nucleotides long. The record is from RefSeq and is a predicted model, not a curated record. NCBI's taxonomy places the organism in Eukaryota, Metazoa, Cnidaria, Anthozoa, Scleractinia, Pocilloporidae.